UCGAUCUCGACUGCGCCAAACGCCUCACGACAUCUGCGCAUGUACUUUGGCUCGCCGCAUUUCAAAUCGUCUCGCUGCUUUCUCCGGAACGCUUCCUGACAGUGAUCACCCUAUAGCUGUCUCUAUUCGCCAAACUCGCCCAGCAUGUCCGAACGCAAAGUGCUUCAGAAAUACUACCCUCCAGAUUUCGAUCCAGCGUCCCUCACGCGCAAGCGCGGACCGAAGCAGACCGGCCCCAAGGUCCAAACCGUCAGAAUCAUGGCCCCGUUCUCGAUGAAGUGCACUACAUGUGGAGAGUACAUAUACAAAGGAAGAAAGUUCAACAGCAGAAAGGAAACAAAUCCUAACGAGCGAUACUUGGCCAUUCAGAUACACCGGUUCCAUAUUAAAUGUACCCGAUGCUCAGCAGAGAUCAUAUUCAGGACAGACCCCAAGAUCGCCGACUAUGCCGUAGUCAAGGGUGCGCUGCGCAACAUGGAACCCUGGCGCAACAAGGAGGGAGAGAAGGAGAGCGUCGACGAGAGGCUGGACCGGCUGGAGCGCGAGGAGGCCGAAGCUGCCGGCGAAGAAGAGAAGAAUGCGAUGGCGGACCUGGAAUCAAAGAACGAAGACGCGAGGCGGGAGAUGGCGGCAGCGGAUGCGCUUGACGAGAUUCGCCAGCGCAACGCGCGCAUCCAGCGGUCAGAAAAGGACGGCGUCGACUUCUCCGAGUAUGUCGUCCGGCCCGAGGACGAAGAGAGUACGAGAUUGGAGAGGGAGGAUGAGGAGGCUGCGAGGAGGGCAUUCGCUGCUGCGCGGGAGAGGGCUUCUCUCAUGGACCUUGGGGAGGAGAUUAUCGAUGACGAAGUUAAAGAAAGCUUCAGUGGAGAAGCGGCAUCAUCAUCAUCAUCAUCCUCCUCCUCCUCCUUAUCAGCCGCAGCGGCGUCACUAAGGUCAGGAGAUGGGCCCGAGACCGCGGAGGCGAGGGCCGUGAGGGAUACUUCGAUGAUGCCGCCGCCACCGCCCCCCGUCAAGCGGGUGGUGAAGAAGAAGAAGGAUUACUCUGCCGCGCUUGGCAUCAAGAAGAAGCCAUCACUGGUGUAAGUAAGUCAUGAGUAGAGGCGUGGCUGCAGCAUCCUUCUGCGCUGUAUCAUUGCGUUUAAAGCAGAUGCACGUAAUAGGGGUCAGGUACACGUCAUUAUCCGCCCUUCUAUGCGUGUAUAGGUAAACGUCCAUACACUUUGGGGCUUGUUUGACUUUUGGGCAUGGCGUUUCGGAAACGGAGGGAAACAUUCGCACGGACUGCGAGUCGACAGGGCAUCGAAUACGUAAACGAGGAAGCAGACGGUUUGUCUUCCGUUUUGGAUGCCCAACUUUAGAGGGGCCGGGAUCAGCAGACAGCCCAGGCCUCGCGGACCAUGACUGCACAACAGACUUGGGACGUCAAGACUUUGGAAGUUCUAGACGUCACACCAAUAUUCACAUUAUGAAACUUUCGCUUCUUUCCGCCAUGUUCUAGAUGUCCCUAUUGCGCGUCUGUGCUCUCUCCUUUUCCCAGAGGUUGUUCCCCGCCCGUCGACGCCCCCGCAACGUCGAUCUUUACCCCGAAUAGUCC
Colletotrichum destructivum is the source of this 1594-nucleotide messenger RNA. Its product is annotated as Putative saf4/Yju2 protein. Bases 145 to 1083 code for a protein of 312 amino acids. NCBI's taxonomy places the organism in Eukaryota, Fungi, Ascomycota, Sordariomycetes, Glomerellales, Glomerellaceae. The transcript has 2 exons. Gene Ontology annotation, biological process: mRNA splicing, via spliceosome. Gene Ontology annotation, cellular component: U2-type catalytic step 1 spliceosome. The record is from RefSeq and is a predicted model, not a curated record.